GGGGCGACAUGAGCACGUGCUCCAUCUCCAAGGGCUGCUUUGUUUUUAAACCAAGUCCGAAGAAGAGAAGGGUGUCUCAGAAAACAGCUAAUGAUUUCAGAGAAAGAAACGAUGAUUCAGAGGAUGCUGAGUUGCGGUUUGUUACUUGUCAGUCUUUAUGGAAUCAGAUCAAAUCGGAAACAGAGCAAAUACAGGAAGACUUGAAUAAGCAGUUAUUUGAUAAUCUAGUAAGUUUUUUGAGGCGGUCUCAUUCUGAGUUCCAAGAGAAGACAACAGAAUGGACUUGUCAGAUGAAGUCCAGAGAAAUCCCUACUGCAGCUCUUGUCUUAGGUGUAAAUGUUACAGAUCAUGACUUGACUUUUAGAAGUCUCUCAGAAGUCCUUCAGGAUAACAUUACUCCUUAUAUAGCCUCGCUGGAAGCCAAAGAUUGCCCAGGCAUAAAAAAUCUGAUGCAGAAGCUGAUGGGGCAGCUGAUGAACUGCUGUAUAGAUGAGGACUCAUUGGAAGAUGAGGACUAUGUGCAGGUUUCCCAGAACAGAAUACGUUGUUCAAUGACUUCUCUUAUCAGCUGGUAUGAGAGUGUAACAAAGAAGACAGAUUCUGAAACUCCGAGCAAAAAAAGAACUUCCUCUUCUAGACACUGGCAAUCUCCUCCAGUUGUAGUUAUAUUCAAAGACAUGGAAAGUUUCACCACAAAAGUACUUCAAGACUUCAUAGUCAUCAGCAGUCAGCAUAUCCGUGAAUUACCUCUAGUAAUGAUUUUUGGAAUCGCUACAUCACCAAUGAUUAUCCACAGCUUACUUCCGCACUCUGUUUCCUCUCUGCUGUGCAUAGAGCUUUUCCAGUCCCUUUCCUGUAAGGAGCACCUGUCUACUAUAAUUGACAAGCUGCUUCUGACAGCCCAGUUUCCCUUUAAACUGGGUGAGAAAGUUCUGCAGGUUCUCAUCAACAUAUUCUUGUACCAUGAUUUUUCUGUCCAGAAUUUUAUCAAAGGAUUUCAGCUCUGUAUUGUGGAGCACUUCUAUUCCCAGCCUCUUAGUGUACUGUGUUGCCAACUGGUAGAGGCUAAGAAGAGAGUAAAUUCUUUAUCACACGAUCAGUGUGAAAACAUUCGAAGACUGCCCUCUUUUAGAAGGUAUGUGGAAAGUCAAGUGUCAGAGAAACAGAUUGCACUGCUGACAUCAGACAACUUCUUAAAGGAUGUAAUACAGAAGUUGCUGGAGGACUUGCAUGUUUACCACGAAAAUUAUGUUUCAGUUCUGAGAUGUCUUCAUGUUUUCACAUCUUCUCUUCCAAAGUAUCCUUUGGGCAAGCAGAUCAGGGAGCUGCACUGUGCAUGUUUGGAAAACCAAGUGUGGGAGACAGAGGAGUAUGAGUCAUCUCUUCAGCUAGCAAGGAUGUUGAAUAAGUCUGAUUUGGUAACCAUGCUUCAACAAUGUGUGGAAAUUUUUGUGUCAUCUUCUGGAAAGGAGUUUGAUAAAACAGUAGAGAAGUUGAAGGAGUUCUUGACCCAGUUUCAGAAACUAGAAGUAGCAGAAGCUUUCCAAGAACGAGAUGUGUCCGUAUCGUCACAAAAGGAGCUCCAGAAGAAGACAGACCUUUAUCAUCUUCAGAAGACUUUGUUGGAGUUGAAGGAAUCAAGGCGGUCUAAGAAACUGACAAAGUUUGAAAUGCUUCGUUUUGAAGUUGUUGACUAUAUAGACAGUCUUGUAAGAAAUUACCUUGUUCCUGCAGACCAUAAGACUCUGCAUGAGAUAGUGUAUUUCAACACAGCCAGUGUUCUCCGUGGGCACUUGAAUGCUGCCCCGAGGAUUGCACUUCAUACAGCUUUAAAUAACCCAUACUGCUACCUGAAGAAUCAAGCUUUGAAAAGUGAUGGAGGAAGCAUUUCUAAUAAAGCCCCUGACAUAUGCAUAGUGUAUAAGCUUCAUUUGGAGUGUGGCAGAUUGAUUAAUCUCGUUGAUUGGUUAGAGGCUUUCUCAACUGUGGUGAUGGCAGCUGAGGGACCAAAUGCAGAUGUGGCUUCCUCAGACCAGGUGGAUGAUAUUAUCCAUGCUCGUUUCAUUCGAGCUGUUUCUGAACUGGAACUCUUAGGCUUCAUAAAGCCUAGCAAGCAGAAAACUGACCACGUGGCAAGGUUGACAUGGGGAGGCUGUUAAUGUGCCACUGAGAUCUUAAUAAACCUGUUCUUUCUAACAUUGUGCAAUGGCUGUGUUCCCACUAAACUAGUCUUCACUAACUUUGCAUACUGAGUCAAAGUCAAUGAUGACCGAAUGUUGUGAGAUACAGUGAGUGCCUGGACAGGCCUGAACAGCAAUGUUGGUUUUUAAUACUCAGCCUCCCUGUGUAAUGUACUGCUCUAUUAAUGCUCAUGUUCCAAAUACAGUAUUGUUGUGCCAGUUUUUAUCUUUGAUGUGUGAUAUUUAACACUAUACUGAUACAAUUCAAGCUAGCAAGCCAAAAGGACAACACUGGCUGUGUAAGCUACAGAAGUGAUGAAGUAGUAUUAUUAACUUGCUUAUAAGCUGAUAGGAUUUGAGUCAUCAUUAUAAAAUGCCUUCCACAUCCUUGA
Molecule: messenger RNA, 2572 nt
Organism: Gymnogyps californianus (California condor)
Lineage: Eukaryota; Metazoa; Chordata; Aves; Accipitriformes; Cathartidae
Gene: ORC3
Product: origin recognition complex subunit 3
Exons: 20
Coding region: 9-2159 (716 amino acids)
Biological process (GO): DNA replication; DNA replication initiation
Cellular component (GO): DNA replication preinitiation complex; nuclear origin of replication recognition complex; nuclear pre-replicative complex
Molecular function (GO): DNA replication origin binding
Source: RefSeq, a predicted model, not a curated record